Messenger RNA from Funneliformis caledonium, 453 nucleotides. Lineage: Eukaryota; Fungi; Glomeromycota; Glomeromycetes; Glomerales; Glomeraceae. The record is from the annotation of a GenBank genome assembly.
AUGGCAUUUGGUAAAGAUACGUUAUUCCGAUUAGUUGGUAAUGGAAAGAUUAAAGAAGAUCGAUCAAAAACAUGGUAUACACCACCAAAUAAACCACCACCGGCUUAUUAUCGGAUUCACACAGGGCAAGCUGAUAAGAAGAUUUAUGACAUCGAAUAUUGGUUAUUUUAUCCUUAUAAUGGUCCAACUAAUUUUGGAUUAACCCCUCACGAAGGAGAUUGGGAACAAGCCACCGUAAGAGUUUAUGUUGAUGAAAAUGCAAAGGAUGAUGAACCGAAAUCCCAGGUGUUGGGAGUUUGGAUGUCCGCUCAUUCGGAAGGAAGUUGUGCGAUUAAUACUCAUGCAAAUUAUGGCAUUGGAUCAGGACCCAUCACUCCAAUUGAAGCUGGAAAUAUUAAUGAUCCUGCUCAAUGGAAAUCCCAAAAGUUCCCAUUUGAUCCCAUUCCAAAAUAA